AUGACGGAUGCUCAAACUCGAACCAUCGAGCAACAACAAGGAUUUAAUAAUAAUAAUAACCCGAGCGUAAAUAAUAUCUCGUCGAUGGCACCACCUCAAGACUACACAUAUGACCAGCCCGUUUCUACCUCUGCCUCGCAAUCACGUGGCGGCAGCAACUGGUCGAAUGCGAAUGGAACCUCAUAUGUACCACCGCAAGCUACAACGUGGAACGGACAAAGUCAAACUAAUGGUUCUAUAAUAGCUUCCAGUUCAGCCGCAUACAAUUCUUCUUCAAGUUAUAGCGAACAUAAUUUUACGCGACCGCCUGCUCCUAAUGGAAUAACGAUAAAUACUAGCAAUUUACCGAUAAGUAAUAAUUCAACAAUAAUUAAUACGGAAGGAAUCUCAACCGAUUUAAAUUCUUUUUCAGGUCAUAUUUCACAAUUGAAUACUCUUGCUGAUGAGACUGGUGCAAAAUAUGUGAUACAUACGGGAGAUUUUGGAUUUUAUGAAACGUCAACUUUGGAGAGAAUCAAUACAAGAGCACUACGUUAUCUGGUUCGAUAUAGCAAUCUUGUGUCUCCUCAAACUCGCGCACGUCUCAUAGACGAAAAUGUGAGCACACAAGAGCUACGAAGUGAAAUUCUAGGUUCAGAGAACCCACUUCUCUCGGAAUUUCCUUUGCUUCUUGAUGGGCGACUGAAACUCAAAGUUCCUGUAUACGCUGUCUGGGGAUCAUGUGAAGAUAUUUGCGUGCUCGAGAAUUUUAGAUCCAAGAAAUACGUUGUGCCAAAUUUAUUUAUAUUAGACGAAUCAAACACACAGCUUAUUGUUACAGGAAAUGUGAAUUUGCGGCUUUUUGGAUUAGGAGGUGCUGUCGUGCCGCAUAAAUUGUUCGAUAACGGAGAAGGAACGGGCACAAUUGCCGGUGGUGGUGGUACAAUGUGGACUACGACUCUACAGAUUGGUGAAUUGAUCGAUACAGCUCAGAAAUUUUAUCAUCCUAGCGAGACCAGAGUUCUUGUCACUCAUAAUAGUCCUGGUCGAGUAGGAUUGCUUGCCCAAUUAUCUCUUGUUCUAAGGGCUGACUUUACUAUCUCAGCGGGACUGCAUUUUCGUUACUGUGUUUCAUAUAACGAAUUCGCAGUACAAUGUGACCAAGAGAACUUUAGAAGCAAACUAGAAAAUUCACGAAAGAGCUUCUAUCACAUGUACAAUUCUAUUAAGGAACAAGUAGAAAAAAAUAUCGAUACUGCACAAAAAACACUUCUUGACAAUGCAUUAACCGUGGUUAAUCGGGUUCCGGCUCAAGAUAAAGAAGAGCUUGCUUUUAAAAAUAUAUGGAAUUUUAAUUUACCUGAUGCAGCAUUCGGAUAUAUAUUAUUGGAUAUCAGUGAUGGGCGGAUAUCAGCAGAAACAAAAUCUCAAGGUUUCAAUUUUGCACAUCGUCGAAAUAAUAUGCCGGCAGAUGGUCCAAACGGUACAACAACGAACUCAGUUAACCAAGCCCCUGACAGUCCAAACGCUAUUAAUCCUGUUAGCCGUCGUCAACCAUCACAAUGGCAGACGCUCACACCUCCUCAAGCUCCGCCAAGCAUUCGAUCACAGUCACCCAAUAUAUUAAAUAAUAGAUCUGUAUCGCCUGCCAAUAUAAACGAUCAAGGUGGAAACAAUAGUUCUUUCCGUUACGAUACUGUAUCAUCAUUACAUGUUCCAAAUGAAACCAUUUCUCGAAAAGGAACGCCAUCGCCAAAUGAUUUCCCGGAAACAAAAACAAAUAGCUCUAUGAACAGUAACUAUUUAAAUAAUAAUAAAUAUUCCAAUUAUAAUCUCAAUGGCGACAUUCAUCGUUCAGAAUCUCCUAAAAUCGGAAAUAAUAACAAUAUUCAAAAUGAAGAUGAUGAUGAUUCUUCGUCAAACAGCCAAUUGAAUCAUCCGCCGGUUACGGCUGAAGAUCUAAAAAACGUCUUUUCCUCAGUCAAAGACGGUAUCGAUAAGGUACGAAUACUGUAUGAGAAAACUGAUCCAUCAAUUCAACGUAAUUUUGCAUAUGUUGAUUUUCUGGACGAAGCAUCUCUACAAAAAGCCCUUCUUCUCAAUGGAGAGAAAUUGAGAGAAGAUACACUAGUUAUCAAGAGGGCCGAAGAUCGAAGUUUUUAUGAUUAUCGAAACCGUGGUGGUCGAGGACGUAGCCGAGGGCGUGGUAACUAUCGCGGUAACUAUCGCGGUGGUCCCCACCACCAUAAUGGAGGAGGUGGCGGACAUAAUGGUGGACAGAAUUAA
Molecule: messenger RNA, 2265 nt
Organism: Ambispora gerdemannii
Lineage: Eukaryota; Fungi; Glomeromycota; Glomeromycetes; Archaeosporales; Ambisporaceae
Source: the annotation of a GenBank genome assembly